Arachis ipaensis is the source of this 1848-nucleotide messenger RNA. Lineage: Eukaryota; Viridiplantae; Streptophyta; Magnoliopsida; Fabales; Fabaceae. The record is from RefSeq and is a predicted model, not a curated record.
CAAACAGACAACACAAUCAUACUUAACAUUAAAAGUUAAAACACACCCCCUCAUACUUAACAUAUGCCUUGUGGGUCAAUUCUCUCUCAGUAGCAACAACUUACAUUCAUCAUUAAUCUUGUGGAUGUACACAAUUGCAAAUUGCUUCAAUUUUAGUGGCUCAACGAAACCCCUCUUUUUCUAAUUUAUUUAUGUGAUAACUAUAAUUCGAGGUUUAGCAUCAUUAUACAUAAUAGGCCUUCAGCUGCAUUUAUCAGUUACUUAUCACCCUCUCAAGUCUCAAGUACAAGAUUUGGAGAGAGAAAAAAACCUUCUGGUCUUUCUAUUAGAAACGUGGGGGAGUUUUCUUUGUUUUUUUCCAAUUUCUGUGGGAUAGGAACAAGCAUUCACAUAGGGCAAGUCUUGAAUAGUCAAAUUUCACUUCCAAUUGUAGUGCUAUAAAUUAAGGGGUUGGUUUGGUUGCAUUUGUUGCUGUCUGGGUUUGGUGUUUGAUUUUUGAGGAUUAUUAAUGUCUUUUUCUGCUGCAUAUCCUGUCUAUGAGGUUGCAAAGGAUGCAGCUGGAGUCGCAGGGAAUAUCUUUGCUUUUGGGUUGUUUGUAUCUCCCAUACCUACAUUUAGGAGAAUUAUCAGAAAUGGAUCAACUGAAAUGUUCUCAGGAUUGCCAUAUAUUUACUCUCUCAUGAACUGCUUGAUCUGCAUGUGGUAUGGCACGCCUCUGAUAUCGCCCGAUAAUUUGUUGGUAACGACAGUUAAUUCGAUCGGAGCAGUAUUUCAGUUUGUGUACAUAAUUAUCUUCCUUGUGUAUGCUGAGAAAUCAAAAAAGGUGAGAAUGUUUGGACUAUUGCUGGCAGUUAUCGGCGUUUUUGUGAUCAUUUUAGUUGGGAGCUUGCAAGUAACUGAUAGUCAAACACGCCGAAUCCUUGUUGGAUUCUUGAGCUGUGCUUCCCUCAUUUCAAUGUUUGCCUCACCUUUGUUUAUAAUUAAAUUGGUCAUUCAGACAAAGAGUGUCGAAUUCAUGCCGUUUUAUCUCUCGCUCUCCACCUUCCUAAUGAGCACCUCCUUUUUGGUUUAUGGAUUGCUCAAUGAGGAUCCCUUCAUUUAUGUGCCAAAUGGGAUAGGAACUGUUCUGGGAAUCAUACAGUUGGUAUUAUAUUUCUAUUUCGAGAGUAAAUCUAGAGAAGAAUCCGGAGAACCUUUGAUAGUGUCAUAUGCGUGAUUAGUACUUCCGAAAACAAAAGUGUUAUAACGUGUCAUUGAUUAAUCAACCUGAAAUAUCAUUCAUCAAUGAGAAUAUGCACUUGGUUUUUUCCCAUCUAAUUAACAAAUGACACCAAAUUAGUCCUUCAAAGACCUUAGGCUUUGAUUGUUUAUGGACACGGAACACUGAGGCAGGGACACGGAUACGGAGACACAAAAUCAUAUUUGAGAUAUGAGACAUGAACUCAUUUUUAUUUUUCAUUAUUCUUAUCAAUUUUUCAUAAUUUAAUUUUUUAUUAUUAUAUUUUUCUUCGUAAAUUUUUUGUGUAAAAGAAAAUGAGAGUAAAUUAGUCUUUCAUAAUUUGUUCUUUCUUAUAUAUAGUUUAUCACCAAACAAAAUACAAAAAUACUAAUUUUUUUGUAUUUAUAUUUUUUGUAUCUUGUUAUGAGUGUCCUGUCUUAUUUUGUUCUAAAAACUAACAUAGCCUUAUAUAUCAAUUUGUCCUUUCAUAGCACAUAACCAUUAGGAUAAUAUACAACAAAGGACCAAAUAAAUGUGUACUUCAAACAUUGAAGGACCAAAUUGAUAACAAAAUUUUUUAGAGAACAUACUUGAUGUGCCAUAAUAAACUUUAUGAGUAGUUCUCGUUA